AUGCUAAAAACCCUCUGCGCUGUAUUGAUUUUGAUUGGUACCUGCCAAGCAGGAACGCAUGCAAACACAAAGGCUCUCAAGACAGAUCUGUUCACCAAUAAAAGCUACGACUACAAGAUCCGACCCAUAGAUGACCAGUCAGAGGCAAUGGAGAUAACUGUCGACCUGCAUCUGCUGGCAAUAAAUGAGGUGAGCGAGUCCGCAGAAACGUUGAAGACAACUGCAUUCUUAAAUCUGUUUUGGAAUGACGCCUUUCUAAAAUGGGACAAAGACACCACUGAUAUAACGGUAGCAUUCUGGCCACAGGAGGAUGUAUGGAAGCCUGACAUUGCCUUGAAGAAUUCCAAUGUUGACUACAAGGAUCUCGGCGCGCCGUCACUCAAUGUGCAGAACACGGCUGAGGGGUUCGUGACCUGGAUGCCCUUUCAUGUGUUUGAAUCAACGUGUACGAUCGACAUUACAAACUUCCCAUUUGAUUAUCAGACCUGCUAUCUGAAGUUUCAGGCUUGGAGUUACAGAAAAUCAGAGGUUAUAAUGUUGGGUGGAUCGAAUGGAAUCGAAAUGUCCGAAUACGAACCCAAUUCGGGUUGGGAAGUCACUGCCACCGGUUGGGAAAUUCAGGAAGACAGCGAUGACAGCGCCAUAAGCUUUAAGCUUCAACUAAAACGGAAACCGCUGUACUUCAUGCUGUCUGUUAUCUUACCUAUAAUAACGCUAGCAAUUUUAAACCUCUGUGUUUUCCUUCUGCCAUGUACGAGUGGCGAAAAGGCCAGCUAUGCGAUUACGGUAUUCUUGUCUUUCGCUGUCUUCCUUACUAUUGUUUCUUCACAGUUGCCAAAGAAUUCUGAAUCCGUGUCAUUGAUUUCGGUCUUUCUCAUUAUCCAAACUAUCUGCAGCACAUUGAUAACCGUACUUGCACUGACCCUUCUGCGCAUGUCCAGUUUUGAUGACACGGUGGCAAUACCUCGCUGUCUUGUUUUCUUCGUGCGAUAUGAAGAUUCGACAGUACCCGCUCAUUGA
Messenger RNA from Dreissena polymorpha, 1020 nucleotides. Its product is annotated as acetylcholine receptor subunit beta-like 1. The transcript has 6 exons. The record is from RefSeq and is a predicted model, not a curated record. Gene Ontology annotation, molecular function: neurotransmitter receptor activity; extracellular ligand-gated monoatomic ion channel activity; transmembrane signaling receptor activity. Bases 1 to 1020 code for a protein of 339 amino acids. Gene Ontology annotation, cellular component: neuron projection; synapse; membrane. Lineage: Eukaryota; Metazoa; Mollusca; Bivalvia; Myida; Dreissenidae. Gene Ontology annotation, biological process: monoatomic ion transmembrane transport; regulation of membrane potential; chemical synaptic transmission.